Molecule: messenger RNA, 1113 nt
Organism: Emiliania huxleyi CCMP1516
Lineage: Eukaryota; Haptophyta; Isochrysidales; Noelaerhabdaceae
Exons: 5
Coding region: 1-1113 (370 amino acids)
Biological process (GO): pyrimidine nucleotide-sugar transmembrane transport
Cellular component (GO): Golgi membrane
Molecular function (GO): UDP-galactose transmembrane transporter activity
Source: RefSeq, a predicted model, not a curated record
AUGGUCAGCUUCACCGGCUGGGUGGCCCUCGCCACGUUUGUGGCGCAGAACACCGCCGCCGCGCUGCUGAUGCGCUACGCGAAGACGCGCAUGGAGCCGUACAACUCUGCAGUCGCCGUCCUGCUUCAGGAGGUCGCGCUCAAGCUGCCCAUCUCGGUCGUGCUCUUCGCCGUCGAGUGCGGCGGCUUCGGCCAGAUGGUGCAGAAGAUCCGCCGCGACUUCAGCGAGCGGCCGCUGGAGUGGGCCCAGCUCUCCGUGCCCGCUCUCCUCUACCUCGUCACAAACAUCUCCGUCUAUGUCGGCUAUGACAACUUGGAGGCCGCGCUCGGGAUGGUGAUGUACCAGAGCAAGAUUGUCUUCACCGCCAUCUUCUCGGUCACGCUGCUCAACAAGAAGAUCUCAGUCAACCAGUGGUGCGGCGGCGGCGCGCCCGCUCGCGCGCUCUCGCCGGGCCGGCGCCACGGCGGCGGCAGGAGCCUGGCGGCGGCGGCGGAGAAGAACCGGGUGGUGGGGAUGGGCGCCUUCCUCCUCGCGGCCGUGUGCACCUCGUUCGCCUCCGUCUACUUUGAGAAGAUGAUCAAGUCGGACUCGAAGCCGUCGCUGUGGCUCCGCAACCUGCAGCUCGCAAUGUACUCGGGCGUCAUCGCCGUCGCCGGCCUCCUGAUCAACGACUACGACGAGAUUGCGAGGCAGGGCCCGCUGCACGGCUUCGGCUUCUGGACCUGGUGCGCGGUCCUCAACAACGCGCUGGGCGGGCUGCUCGUCGCUGUCAUCAUCAAGUACGCCGACAACAUCCUCCGCUCCUUCGCGCAGGGCCUCGCCAUCGUCUCGGGCGCCGUGGGCUCGUACCUGCUCUUCGACUUUCAGAUCACGGCGCAGUUCAUGCUCGGCGUCGUGCUCGUCAUCGGCGCCGUCUUUCUGUACGGAGCCCAGGCCAGCACACCCACCGAGCUGUGCGAGCAGCUGGCGCUCAGCUGCCUCGCGAGCGUCGCCCCCUCGCGAGGCGACAGCGCCCUCAGCGACGCCAGCGCGGACGCGCCGCUAAAGCCGGCUGCGUAUGCGUCGGUGCAGCCAACGGAACCGCACACGGCAGACGAGGUGGAGGAGCCCUGA